AUGCAGCCCAGCAGCCAGCUGCAUGCAGCCAGCAGAAAGCAGCCAUCAGAAAGUAGACAGCAGCAUGCAGCCAGCAGAAAGCAGCCAGCAGAAAGCAGCCAGCAGAAAGCAGCCAGCAGCAUGCAGCCAGCAGAGGCAGCCAGCAGCAUGAAGCCAACAGAAAGCAGCCAGCAGCAUGCAGCCAGCAGAAAGCAGCCAGCAGAAAGCAGCCAGCAUGCAGUCAGCAGAAAGCAGCAUGCAGCCAGCAGAAAGCAGCCAGCAGAAAGCAGCCAGCAGCAUGCAGCCAGCAGAAAGCAGCCAUCAGAAAGCAGACAGCAGCAUGCAGCCAGCAGAAAGCAGCCAGCAGAAAGCAGCCAGCAACAUGCAGCCAGCAGAAAGCAACCAGCAGCAUGCAGCCAGCAGAAGCAGCCAGCAGCAUGA
Messenger RNA from Oncorhynchus masou masou (cherry salmon), 420 nucleotides. Its product is annotated as acid shock protein-like. The coding region runs from base 1 to 420 and encodes 139 amino acids. The record is from RefSeq and is a predicted model, not a curated record. Lineage: Eukaryota; Metazoa; Chordata; Actinopteri; Salmoniformes; Salmonidae. The transcript has a single exon.